AUUAAAGACUGGUGACUUCAGUCUAGCCGUGCUUCACAAUUGGACAGCCUGAAUGCCGAGCGCAGCAUCUGUUUGGGUGGUUCCCACGCCUUCUGCGGCCGUCUUCUUCGUGUCCCGCAUAUAUAUGACAUUCGAAGUGCGAUCUUAUGGAUUUGGAGUCUUUGCCGAGGAUUACUGUUGCCACGGUCACCAAAUCCUAUCUUUCGGUCCAUCGCACGGAGAUCGCGUGACGGUAGCAGAGGACGUGUAAUUGUGUUUAGGAGCUACUGCUACGUGCCCCUUCUUUCGAGGGUCAGAUGAGAGUAAUUGAGUGAACAAACGGUCAAAUUUUAAACCGAGUUUGAGAUAAACAAGUUCGGCCUGUAUAUGUUGAACUUCGUCAUUAGACUCUAAAGUUCUCUGUUCUGCGACCUUUGUUACCCCGGAAGUCUCGCUGCUCGCUAAAAUUGUCUGACAACUCUAGCAGACAAGGGCAUCAGCUCUGGCCUCGAUUACAGUCAGCAUCCCGCAGUCGGUUUUCCAGUGGCUAUACCAAAGAUUUCACUGUGUGGAGCUUUCACUAGAAGCUUGAACACGUCAAGAAAGAUUUCACAGGCCUUUAAUAAGGAAAGCGUGCAUGGUUCAUUCCGUAAGGCAAACAAAGACGAGGUUUGCUUAAUAGAGAUGGAUCUGAAAGUCUCAGUUUAUCCCGAGUGACUCAGUCGGUCAGUCGGCCCAUGUCAGUCAGUCAGUAAGUCAGAGACUCACAUUUAGAGGACAAUCGGCCUCGGGUACAGUAAAUAAACAAAAAUACAAACGUUCUUUAUCUUGUGAAGAAAACAAUUUAUGGACAACACAUUGUCAUUGCCAGAAAGUUACCAAAAAGUCAAGCGUCACACUUGAAGCGAUUGUAUCACUUUCAUAUUCGAUGUACCUGAACUUGCGUUCAGACGAACACUGAGCAAAGGGCCACCGAAGCAAAUUCUUCACUUAACCUCUUUCUUCAAUUGAGUUGCAGUUAGUUAUGGCAAAUCAACCGACGAUCUAUGUGACUGACUCUGUCACGUCAGGCCAGCCGUUGCUGCAGAGUUUUACCGUAUCGAGCACUGCAACAGCUCUCGGUGGCAAAGUUGACUUCGGGUUGCUCUUCUCUGUCAUCCUGAGCUCCAUGGGCAUGCUCGGCAACGCUCUGGUUUGCUUUGUCAUGUUGCGCCACAGGAAGGUGUUCUACUCACCGACCAACAAGCUGAUCAUCCACCAGUCCUUUGUUGACCUCGUGGCUUCCACAAUCUUUUUUGUCCGUAGGUUUGCGCUCGCGGUACCCCCAAUCGCUGACGGUUUCAUUGGGGGCUUUUACUGCCGUGUCUGGUGGUCCGAGUGGCCAAUGUACGGUAUGUUCGUCACUUCUACCUACAAUCUGGUGGCCAUAUCUACGGAGCGUUACGUGGCUACCUGCCAUCCCAUUAAGCAUCGCAACGCUUUCUCCCCGUUCCGUCUGAAACUCGUCAUGGCCGCCGCCUGGCUCGCGGGCUGGCUCCCGGCUGCCCACCUCACUUUGAUCUGCUACUACGACGCCGAGGUGCGCGACUGCGGCGCCUCCUGGCCAAACUUUGAGGUGCAGGCCGUGGCCGGCACCCUCAUCUUCGUUCACGAGAUCAUCGUCCCUAUCACAGUCAUGUUCUUUGCUUACUCCCGGAUCAUCUGGUCCCUCCGUCGACGCUCUAGGGUCCGAGAGGGAGAGAACAACGACGCUGCCCGGGAGAUGUUCUCCAAAGCCAAUCGCAACGUGACCAUCACCCUGGUGGUCGUCGCUGCCUUCUUCGCCAUCUGUUGGCUUCCAACUGACAUUUACUACCUUCUAUACAAUCUCCACGUGCACAACAACUUCGUGGAGCACCCGGUCUACCAAGUGUUCUCGGUCAUUGUCGUCCUCAACCUGUGCAUCAACCCUCUCAUUUACUGUUUCGCUUACGAUCGUUUUCGUAAGAAACUCAAGCAGGAGUUUUGCGGGAACCGCUGGCUUGCCCGCCGGGUCGGCAUUGCGGAGGACGGUACAAGUAAUGACACAGGUACCCGCAUUACCGUAGCUGCGGGUCGCGGAGCAACUGCCGGUAAUGACAAGACUCUCACCACCACUGUUCAAACGGCUGGUUGCUCCUUUCAGACUGAAACGGUGGUCGCUAGCUAAACUUAAUCUGAACCCACGAAGUAGAAACCGUGCACACUCGUGGUCUAAUUACAAAAGGUCAAUGUCUUUGAAACCGGUAGAAGUGGCAUAAUAUUAACUAAGUUUACAGCUACAAAUAUCGGAGCGAACACAAUCUGACCGAAUAUAAUCAUUGUUCAAUAUUAUGGUUUGUUUUCAAGCACAGUCUAAUCAGUCAUUAGUUUGGUGUUAUGCACUGACGAGCUCUUUCAGCACUGUAUUUAAUAUUGCUCAUAUACCAUGUUUUUUGUUAAUAAUUCUAUACAGGCUAACUCCACACAAAGGAUCGUUCAAAAUACAUAGAGGCUAUUCUGACAUUGACUUAACGAGCUUAUAUACAUGUCUUAAAAUUCCGAGAAUCGGGGUCUCAGAACUAUGAACCCUAUUAUGAAAAGCAAAAUGCAAAACGUAUAGCUUUCGGGCUUCGAUGUAACUGUCUAAGCCAUGCCAAUUCACAUCUAUUGUUUGAAGUUUCAUCCGACGAGUGGGGGCGAAGACAAAAAUCCUACAAUUUUCGGACAUUAGUAUACAAUCUGGUGAUUGAAUAAUUGGCACGUUAUUUGAAAUAACUUAUACACCCAGUUUAGAUUCCACGGUAGCAAGCGUGGCAUCACUCUGCAAGUUGCGGGUUCGAGUCCCAGGAAUUUUACGUAGUUCCCAAAAGUUAACUUUCUUUAAUUGUGUUUUAUCUGUUUAUUAAUUAUUUCACUCAUCCGUGAGGGAAGAGUAGACAAUAUACAACAUCGGUUAAAAAAAAAAGUCGACGUCACUCUCCUGGUUUAAUUAUUUAAACAAACCAAUUCAUAGACUCCUUGGAAAGGGGGGGGGGGGCACACCCAUCUACCCCUUCCCCCGAAACCAAUUAACCUCCUAUUCAACCUUUGAAAUCGUAUCUAUCUCACUUCUUCUUUCAUCCUCUUCUUCUUAAAACGUGACCAAACCUUUUGUCAUUGAAUGACCAAAACAAAUUGACCGACCGCGCGUGCGUCCUUGGCCAUGACAGUGAUCAACCUUCCUUGUAUAAGCUUGCUGGAGUGGAUUCCCAAGAUUGAAUGAUAAAUCCCAAAAGAUUUACAUGUUUAUCAAUAUUAGGUUUUGCCCUUCACCGACGUAUAAACACGGUAUACUCAGUGUGUUACCUCCCUGGUGAAGUUCAAGUCUCACCCCGGAGUGAUUUGUUUUCCAACUUUCACUCGGGAGGUAACGACGUGUAUAAACACUGUUAUAUACCGUGUUUAUACACGUCGGGGGAGGGCAAAACCAAUAUUGAUUUAGAUCUGUAAGUAUCAACCUGACGCAAAUUCCAUCUUAUGAAUAGUUUCAUUUUGUUCUUCUCUUAAACUUCC
Patiria miniata (bat star) is the source of this 3531-nucleotide messenger RNA. RefSeq names its product tachykinin-like peptides receptor 86C. The transcript is spliced from 2 exons. The coding region runs from base 1004 to 2167 and encodes 387 amino acids. Gene Ontology annotation, biological process: G protein-coupled receptor signaling pathway. Gene Ontology annotation, molecular function: G protein-coupled receptor activity. NCBI's taxonomy places the organism in Eukaryota, Metazoa, Echinodermata, Asteroidea, Valvatida, Asterinidae. The record is from RefSeq and is a predicted model, not a curated record. Gene Ontology annotation, cellular component: membrane.